This is a messenger RNA of Carya illinoinensis, 1269 nucleotides long. RefSeq lists its product as uncharacterized. Lineage: Eukaryota; Viridiplantae; Streptophyta; Magnoliopsida; Fagales; Juglandaceae. The record is from RefSeq and is a predicted model, not a curated record. The coding region runs from base 1 to 1269 and encodes 422 amino acids. The transcript has a single exon.
AUGAAUAAACCACCUGACUACUCCAAAGGAGGUCCUAAUCAGGUUAGCAAAUUGUUAAAGAGUCUCUAUGGCUUGAAGCAAGCCUCUAUACAAUGGUAUGCCAAACUCACCUCACAUUUAUUGGAUUUUGGCUUUUCUCAGUCCAAGGCAGAUUAUAGUCUUUUUGUCAAGACAACUAAUGACUCUUUUACAGCUCUUUUAGUCUAUGUUGAUGACAUACUUGUGGCCAGUGACUCCCAUGACUCUAUAGCUGCUCUCAAAGUCUUCUUGAAUGAUCACUUCAAAAUUAAAGACCUUGGUCCUCUUCGCUACUUUCUUGGUAUUGAGGUUGCCCGUUGCUCUCAAGGAAUUUAUAUUUGUCAAUGCAAAUAUGCUCUUGACAUCCUUGCUGAUUCUGGUACUUUAGGUUCCAAACCUAUCAAAGUGCCAAUGGACCAGAACUUAAAACUAAGCAAAGCAGUUGGUUCUACAUUGAAGGAUCCUUCCAUUUAUCGUCGGUUAGUAGGGAGAUUGCUAUAUCUCACUAUUACUCGCCCGGAUAUAAGUUAUGUUGUCCAUACAUUGAGCCAAUUCAUGGCCACUCCUACGUCAGCUCACUUGGCUGCUGCUCACAAGGUGCUCAAGUACAUUAAGACAACUCCAGCUCAAGGCAUUCUAUUCUCUACUGCCUCUUCUCUGCAACUUUCAACUUAUUGCGACUCAGAUUGGGCCUCUUGCCCCGAUACUCGUCGCUCUGUCACUGGAUAUUGUGUACUAAUAGGAAACUCUCUCAUUUCUUGGAAAUCUAAAAAGCAGAUUGUGGUUUCACACUCUUCAGCUGAAGCUGAAUAUAGAGCUAUGGCAGCAACAUGUUCCGAGUUAACUUGGCUUAGGUUUCUCCUUACUGAUCUUCAAGUUGAUCACCCUCAAGCUGCACAACUUUUCUGUGAUAACCAAGCCGCGCUUCACAUCGCUGCCAAUCCUCUUUUUCAUGAGAGAACCAAGCACAUUGAGAUAGAUUGCCAUUCAAUUCGAGACAAAAUCCUUGAUGGUUCAAUUUCUACUUCUCAUGUUUCUACACAUCUGCAACUUGUAGAUUUUCUAACCAAAGCUCUGCCUUUUUCAGUUCUUCACACUCAUUUGCUCAAGAUGGGAAUAGUAAACUUCUAUUCUCCAUCUUGUGAGGGGGUAUUGCAGCAUACAAGUGCUACAAGUUGUUAUUCACAAGGCCCAUCUACUACAAGUCGUUUACCCUCUACUGAUUAUACACGAGAAGAAGGACCUGACUGA